UUUGAGUUUGUUGCGAGAAAAUGAAAACAAAUCUUGAGAAUAUAAAUACUCAAAGCUUUCUUUUAUCUUACCUAUGAAUAAAUCUUUAGGAAAGGAAUAAAUGAAAACAAACAUUUAUAUCGUGAAAUUUUAAAAGAUAAGAGAAAAUGUCGAAACAAAAUCUCUUAUUUCACCCAAUUAUUAGCUCAAUUCAACGAAUUGCUUUAUAUGAAACCAAAGCGAGAUUCUAUCUAAUAGGGUCAAACAACACACAGACACGGUUCCGUGUGCUUAAAAUAGAUAGAACAGAUUCCAAAGAAUUGAUACUUGUCGAUGACAAAGUGGAGUAUAAUAAGCAGGAAAUACAUCAACUGUUGAACAUGAUUGGAUUUGGCAACAGGAGUGGCAGAUCACCUGGCUUUAAUAAGCUUGUGUCAGCAUUCGGAAUUGUUGGGUUUAUAAGAUUUCUGGAAGGUUACUAUAUUAUAUUAGUAACAAAGAGACGUAAAAUUGCUGUGAUUGGUUCACAUUCCAUUUACAAAAUAGAAGACACAGCUAUGAUAUACAUUCCCAAUGAUAACAGUAAGCCACUGCAUCCAGACGAACAGAGAUAUGUGAAAAUGUUCCUUGCCAUCGAUCUAUCAACAAACUUUUAUUAUAGCUAUAGUUAUGACGUCACCCAUACACUGCAAAUGAAUAUGGCGCCUCCAAGAAAGUUGGCACCAGCAUUAUUUCCCAAGCCAGUGACUGCAGCCGUGUAUCAUUCCAAUCUGAGUAAGGAUAAAGAAGAUUGUAUUUGUGAUAAACAAGAUGAUGAGGAUAUAUUUGAAACUUGGAAAACACAGUUGCAAGAGAGGCAUAACAAAACUGGAGAACAAGGCCCUAAACUAGAAUUUGGAGUGCGGAGUGUGCCAGAAUGGAGAUUUGUAUGGAAUAGUCACCUGUUAUCUGUGGUGCAUUCACAGCUUCAUCCAGAUUGGAUUCUUUACAUCAUACAUGGAUUCAUAGAACAGAGCAACUUGAAUAUCUUUGGACGGCCCAUAUAUUUGACUCUCAUAGCAAGACGAAGCAAUAGGUAUGCAGGCACCAGAUUUUUAAAGAGAGGAGCCAAUAUGCAUGGUGAUGUUGCCAAUGAAGUGGAAACGGAACAGAUCGUUCAUGACGCAAUGAUAUCUUCUUUUUCUGUUGGCAGAUUCAGCGCUUUUGUCCAAAUGCGUGGAUCUAUACCCAGCUUCUGGUCACAGGAUAUAUCAAAAAUGGUCCCAAAGCCGGCAAUAAUGAUAGAUCGCAGCGACCCCUUCGCCGAAAUACCGGCGAAACACUUCAACAACCUCAUGAGGAGAUAUGGCGCACCGAUCAUGAUAUUGAAUUUAGUGAAGAAACGGGAGAAACGGAAACACGAAUCGCUUUUGACCGAUGUGAUAAGCAACGCAGUGAAAUACCUCAAUCAAUUCCUUCCACCUGAAAAUGCCAUUCAGUACUUUCAUUUGGAUAUGGCAAGAACGAACAAAGGUGCAGAUGCUAAAGUUCUUGAUAAACUAUCAGCUAUAGCCCGAACAGUUGUCCGCCGCACCGGUAUAUUCCUUAGCGGCAAAGGCUACGGUGAGGUGAUGGGCGUAGAGGGCCACCAGAGUGGACGCUUACAAACCGGCUUAGCGCGGGUCAACUGUGUAGACUGCCUCGACAGAACCAAUACGGCACAGUUCGCCAUCGGCAAGUGCGUAUUGGGGCAUCAGCUGUAUGCAUUAGGUCUUAUCGAAGAGCCAGUGAUAGAGUUUGAUUCAGAUUGCGUGCGACUCCUGGAAGGUUUAUACGAGGAUCACGGAGAUACCCUCGCGUUGCAGUACGGUGGAUCGCAACUAGUACACAGAAUAAAGACGUAUCGUAAAACCGCGCCAUGGUCGUCUCACGGUAACGACAUUAUGCAAACGCUAAGUCGUUACUACUCUAACACGUUCUCGGAUGCCGAGAAGCAGAAUACAAUGAAUCUUUUCCUCGGACUGUUCGUUCCCGAUCCCAAUAGACCAGCAAUUUGGGAAUAUCCCACUGAUUACUAUCUUCACCACCCGGAGACUGUGGUUUAUAUACCCAAUAAAAGGUCUCUCACAAAAUGGUGGGACGACGAAGUGUUAAAGUACCUUCCGCGGCCAACCAACGAGAUGAAGAAACUUUGCUGUGAAAUAAUUGGCAUGCAAGGAGACAGCAGUGCCCUCGAAAUGAUCGAUCCCUACCAUGAGUACAACAGGCCUUUCGAAUACACUGUUUUCAUGGAGUGCUUUGAGUUUAAGAUGUACCACACAUUAAGAGACCUGGCACCCAGUUUUCCGGAUAGUUUGAGUCCAUUCGUGGUGCGUGGACGGACAGCAGGAAUAAAAGGACCUAGCUCUAAAAACCCAGUCAUCAAUGGUAGAUGCAGCACUACGUCGAAUAAUUCUAGCGAUUCCAACAGCGAUUCAACUUCGGAUGACGAUCUGACAAGUUCGAUGCCCAGUUCACGGCAGAACGUAAUAUCUCCAAUCACGAUGGUGGCGAAACUACUGGCGACAGAGGAAACUGAAGAGACGCCAUUAUUUCCUGCCAUCAAACGAUACAAUAGCAUCAAAGUCGACGAGCCCAGUAAACGAGAUAUGUUAUUGUACAGACGUUACGUAAACUUCGAGCGAAGAUCCAAUCCAAGAUACAAGCCAGACAUACACAUUGUAAUGACUGUGAGCAGCGCAUUGACGAUCGACAGCUCAGUGGACGUUAUCCCACCAACCGUCACUAAGGCUUCCAAAGAAUUAUACCACGAAUAUGUCAAACGCACAACUGGAAAUAUUUUUGUACCGUCUGAAUCGGUCGCGCUUUACAAUAAAUAUGUUAAUUUUAGUCUGUAAGUUCAGAAACGCAAUGCAGUGUUUUAUUACCACUAAUUAGAAAAAUCAGCUAAUUGGAUAAGGUAAGGCAGAGGUCGACUAAAUUGGCAGCACGGCUUGUAACCGUAAUUUUAAAUUGGUUUUGCGGUUAACCGUUUAAAGUGUUCUUAGACUUGAAAUUUUAUGGAUGUAGAGGAAUAAAGGUGGCGCCAAUUGCACUUGUUAAAAUGUUUACCUCAUAAUAUUUUAUUGUUCACUAUAUUUGUUUAUGUUUUAUCCUGCUACCCUUAUGUUCAAUAUCACGUUAUUUAGUUUAUUGAUUUAUGUACAACAAAAUCGGCAUUAAUGCGUGUUUUGAAAUAAAGUAUAUUAGAAGCAUAAAAUUCAAUAGAUUUUAUUCAAUGUUAGUUUUAUGAACG
Pararge aegeria (speckled wood butterfly) is the source of this 3253-nucleotide messenger RNA. RefSeq names its product polyphosphoinositide phosphatase (gene FIG4). NCBI's taxonomy places the organism in Eukaryota, Metazoa, Arthropoda, Insecta, Lepidoptera, Nymphalidae. The transcript is spliced from 13 exons. Gene Ontology annotation, molecular function: phosphatidylinositol-3,5-bisphosphate 5-phosphatase activity. Gene Ontology annotation, cellular component: intracellular membrane-bounded organelle. The record is from RefSeq and is a predicted model, not a curated record. Bases 147 to 2855 code for a protein of 902 amino acids. Gene Ontology annotation, biological process: phosphatidylinositol dephosphorylation.